UUUUUGACAUUUAGUCUUGCCACCCUGGCCACCAUGACUUGGAAAACUUGUCAAAUAUUUUAAAAACAAGAAAAAACGAGUGUAACUGCGAGAUAUUUUAUUUAAUUGUGAAUAAAUAUUUAAGAUUAUCAUUUAAAUAUUGAAUGUAACAGAAUAUAUCAAGAUGACGCUCACUAAAAUGGAGGUGGAUUCCGUAAAGGGCGAAGGCUUUCGGCCGUACUACACAACAAAAAUCGAAGAGUUGCAACUCAUCGUCGCUGAAAAGUCCCAAAAUCUUCGACGUCUUCAAGCACAAAGAAAUGAACUCAACGCUAAAGUGCGUAUGUUGCGCGAGGAGCUGCAACUUCUGCAGGAACAGGGGUCCUAUGUUGGCGAGGUCGUGAAGCCGAUGGACAAGAAGAAGGUGCUAGUCAAAGUGCACCCCGAAGGCAAGUUUGUUGUAGAUCUGGACAAAAACGUCGAUAUCAACGAUGUUACGGCCAACUGCCGCGUCGCACUCCGCAACGAAAGUUACACGCUCCACAAAAUCCUGCCAAACAAAGUCGACCCACUUGUCUCUCUUAUGAUGGUAGAGAAGGUUCCGGAUUCAACUUACGAAAUGGUAGGAGGCUUGGACAAGCAAAUUAAAGAGAUCAAGGAGGUUAUUGAACUGCCGGUGAAACAUCCUGAGCUGUUUGACGCGUUAGGUAUCGCACAACCUAAAGGUGUACUCUUGUAUGGACCACCGGGCACCGGUAAGACCUUGUUAGCCCGUGCGGUCGCUCAUCACACUGAAUGCACUUUCAUCCGUGUCUCUGGUUCUGAAUUAGUGCAGAAGUUCAUUGGAGAAGGAAGUCGUAUGGUACGAGAACUCUUCGUAAUGGCUCGAGAGCAUGCACCAUCUAUAAUUUUCAUGGAUGAAAUUGAUUCAAUCGGUUCAUCUCGUAUUGAGUCUGGCAGUGGGGGUGACUCAGAGGUACAGAGAACUAUGUUAGAGCUUCUCAAUCAGCUGGACGGGUUUGAAGCCACAAAGAAUAUUAAAGUUAUCAUGGCCACCAAUCGUAUUGAUAUUUUGGACCCAGCAUUGUUGAGACCCGGUCGUAUUGACAGGAAGAUUGAGUUCCCUCCACCGAAUGAGGAAGCUCGAUUGGAUAUUUUGAAGAUUCACUCUCGAAAGAUGAAUCUUACUAGAGGCAUCAAUUUGAGGAAGAUAGCGGAGCUCAUGCCUGGAGCGUCUGGUGCAGAAGUCAAGGGUGUGUGCACAGAGGCUGGCAUGUAUGCCCUCCGAGAGCGCAGAGUCCACGUCACUCAGGAGGACUUUGAGAUGGCAGUCGCCAAGGUGAUGCAGAAAGAUUCCGAAAAGAAUAUGUCCAUCAAGAAAUUGUGGAAGUAACUUUUGCUUUUAUAUUUUUUCUUAAUAUUUAAUUUUAAUGUAAUAGAAAAUGAUAAACUUGGUCUUAUCAU
Messenger RNA from Maniola jurtina (meadow brown), 1443 nucleotides. RefSeq names its product 26S proteasome regulatory subunit 8 (gene Rpt6). NCBI's taxonomy places the organism in Eukaryota, Metazoa, Arthropoda, Insecta, Lepidoptera, Nymphalidae. The record is from RefSeq and is a predicted model, not a curated record. Bases 164 to 1372 code for a protein of 402 amino acids. Gene Ontology annotation, biological process: proteasome-mediated ubiquitin-dependent protein catabolic process. Gene Ontology annotation, molecular function: ATP binding; proteasome-activating activity; ATP hydrolysis activity. Gene Ontology annotation, cellular component: proteasome regulatory particle, base subcomplex. The transcript has a single exon.